CGGUCCUAAGUUAAAAUGAGUCUAUCAUAGAAGCCCAUUUAGCCCAAACUAAACAACAUUACAAAUACAAUAAAAUAGAGACGGAAAACAAAAAAAAAAGAGAAGAGAGACAAGAAAAAAAACACACUCUAUUUGAGAAAGUACUUGUGGGAAUCGCGGCGAAAAGCAAAGAGAGAGAGAAGGAAGGAAUCCAUUAAUGGCGGCUGCCACAGUUCUCGGUCGCUUAUCACUGAUACCAAAUCUAUCAUCUAAACCAAAAUUGAAAUCUAACAGAAGAACAACUUCCACAAGUGUUUCUGUUCGUGCACAAGCUUCGUUCUCUGACCCUUUUGUACUUCAAUUAGCUGAAUCUCUCGAAGAUUCUCUCUCAGCUUCUCCUUCUUCUUCUUUACCUCUUCAAAGAAUCCGUGAUUCUUCCGCUGAGACUCUUUUAUCUACGCCAUGGCCGUCACGAAAAGACGAACCUUUCCGAUUCACCGAUACAUCUUUAAUCCGAUCUUCUCAAAUCGAACCAAUUUCGACCCAGCAACGAAAUUCGGAAAUUUUGGAUAAUCUGACGGAAACCCAGUUCACAAACGCUGUGAUUAUUGAUGGGUUCGUGUCGAAUUUGACGAUUGGUCCAUCGGAUUUGCCCGAUGGGGUUUACUUCGGGAAAUAUUCUGGUUUACCGGAUGAGUUAACGAACCGGAUUUCUGAGUUUAUCGGGAAUUUUGAUUCUGGUGAUUUGUUUUGGUCGAUUAAUGGUAUGGGAGCACCGGAUUUGAUGGUGAUUUAUGUUCCUGAAGGAUGUAAGGUCGAGAAUCCGAUUUAUUUGAGGUACUUUUCUGGUGAAACUGGUGACCGGGAAUCGAAACGGUUACCGGUAUCGAAUCCUAGGGUUUUUGUGUUAGUGGAGGAAGGAGGAGAGAUUGGUAUCGUUGAGGAAUUUGUUGGUAAAGAUGAAGAAGGGUUUUAUUGGACGAAUCCUGUUUUGGAAGUUGUUGUUCAAAAGAAUGCGAAAUUGAAGCAUUCUUAUUUGCAGAAAGAAUCCAUGGCUUCUGCUCAUAUCAAGUGGACUUUUGUCCGACAGGAGGCAGAGAGUGAAUAUGAGCUUGUGGAAGUGAGUACUGGUGGGAAACUUGGGAGGCACAAUGUUCAUGUGCAGCAGCUUGGGCCUGAUACGCUCACAGAGCUAACCACGUUUCAUAUGUGUGUCAACGAGCAGACUCUUGAUCUCCAUAGCAAAAUUAUCUUAGACCAUCCACGAGGCGCUUCACGACAGCUUCACAAGUGUAUUGUUGCUCAUUCCUCUGGUCAAGCUGUUUUCGAUGGCAAUGUCCGAGUUAACAGAUUCGCUCAACAGACCAACGCGGGACAACUAACACGGAGCCUCCUUCUGAAACCCCGAGCCACCGUGAACAUAAAACCGAAUCUUCAGAUCAUUGCAGAUGAUGUCAAAUGCUCUCAUGGAGCUGCUAUCAGUGAUCUUGAAGAAGACCAGCUCUUCUAUUUCCAAGCUCGUGGGAUCGACUUGGAGACUGCAAGAAGAGCUCUCAUAUCGUCUUUUGGAUCAGAGGUUAUCGAGAAGUUUCCAAAUCGGGAAAUCAGAGACCAAGCCAGGAAUCACGUCAAAGGCUUGCUCUGAUGUGUUUCACAGAAACCGAUCGUGAUACUCACGCGCCGGUUUUGCGCUUACGAUUCGUCAAUUAUCCUUUGUUCAUUACUGCUCAAAGGCUUGGGAGGCCCAUAUAGUCCAGUUUGGCCCAUUUAAUUAAAAACUAAGAAGAACAACAAACAGUUGGCUUCUAUAUGAGUUAAAUAGCGUGCAGUUUCUCUUUAAAUUUGGGAAAAGGUUUCUAUUCGCAUCUGUAUAAGUAAAACGACGCGAUGUUUAUGGAUUUAAGUAAAACUUGAAAACAACACGCUUUUUAUUUGAAA
Messenger RNA from Arabidopsis thaliana (thale cress), 1917 nucleotides. RefSeq names its product non-intrinsic ABC protein 6 (gene ABCI7). Gene Ontology annotation, biological process: iron-sulfur cluster assembly. The coding region runs from base 197 to 1624 and encodes 475 amino acids. Gene Ontology annotation, cellular component: chloroplast. The record is from RefSeq and is marked reviewed. NCBI's taxonomy places the organism in Eukaryota, Viridiplantae, Streptophyta, Magnoliopsida, Brassicales, Brassicaceae. The transcript is spliced from 3 exons.